AUGCCACAGAAGAGAUUGUUAGCAAAAUGCCUUGGGUUUCGGUUGCUGAGCAUGCUGAGCAGCAAUUUCAUCCUAAGUCAAGGUGAGCAUAAGAUUCACUUUAUUCCGGGAAUGAUUGGCCCCUUUCUCGGUGUUACACUUGUUCCACAACCAGAAGUCCGGAAUAUCAUGAUUCCUAUCUUCCAUGACAUGAUGGACUGGGAACAGAGAAAGAAUGGCAACUUCAAACAGGUGGAAGCUGAGUUGAUCGAUAAGCUGGACAGCCUGGUAUCCGAAGGAAAAGGUGAUGAGAACUACAGGGAACUCUUCAGCCUGCUAACCCAGCUCUUUGGGCCUUAUCCCAGUUUGCUGGAGAAGAUUGAGCAGGAAACAUGGCGGGAGACUGGAAUCUCUUUUGUUACAUCAGUUACUCGUCUCAUGGAGCGUCUGCUUGACUAUAGGGACUGUAUGAAAGGAGAUGAAACAGAAAACAAGAAAAUUGGCUGCACUGUUAACCUUAUGAAUUUCUAUAAAUCUGAAAUUAACAAGGAAGAGAUGUACAUCCGCUAUAUCCACAAGCUGUGUGACAUGCACUUACAGGCUGAGAACUACACAGAGGCUGCAUUUACUUUGCUUUUGUACUGUGAGUUGCUUCAGUGGGAGGACAGACCUCUGAGAGAGUUCCUGCAUUAUCCGUCUCAGUCAGAGUGGCAACGUAAGGAAGGUCUGUGCCGUAAGAUUAUCCAUUACUUCAACAAAGGGAAGAGCUGGGAGUUUGGAAUCCCGCUGUGCAGAGAGCUGGCCAUACAGUACGAAAGUCUCUAUGAUUAUCAGAGCCUCAGCUGGAUUCGGAAAAUGGAAGCUACCUAUUACGAUAAUAUCAUGGAACAGCAGCGCUUAGAACCUGAGUUUUUCAGAGUUGGUUUUUAUGGUCGGAAAUUCCCAUUUUUCUUGCGGAACAAAGAAUAUGUAUGUCGGGGCCACGACUAUGAGAGGCUAGAAGCCUUCCAGCAGAGGAUGCUGAGUGAGUUCCCACAAGCCAUUGCAAUGCAGCAUCCAAACCACCCAGAUGACUCUAUAUUGCAGUGUGAUGCCCAGUAUUUACAGAUCUAUGCAGUGACUCCCAUCCCAGACAAUAUAGAUGUGCUACAAAUGGACCGUGUCCCUGAUCGCAUAAAGAGCUUUUACCGAGUCAACAACAUCCGGAAAUUCCGCUAUGACAGGCCUUUCCACAAAGGCCCAAAGGACAAGGAGAAUGAAUUUAAGAGCUUGUGGAUUGAACGUACCACUCUGACCUUGACUCACAGUUUGCCUGGGAUCUCUCGUUGGUUUGAAGUGGAGAGAAGAGAACUGGUUGAAGUUAGUCCUUUGGAAAAUGCCAUUCAAGUGGUUGAGAACAAAAACCAGGAGCUGAGAACACUGAUAAGCCAGUACCAGCAUAAACAAAUGCAUGGUAACAUUAAUCUUCUCAGCAUGUGCCUGAAUGGAGUGAUUGAUGCAGCUGUUAAUGGGGGAAUUGCACGAUACCAGGAGGCCUUUUUUGAUAAAGAUUAUAUUGCAAAGCACCCUGGAGAUGCCGAGAAGAUCACACAGCUCAAGGAACUCAUGCAGGAACAGGUACAUGUCUUAGGAGUGGGUCUGGCAGUCCACGAGAAAUUUGUACACCCAGAAAUGCGUCCCCUACAUAAGAAACUGAUAGACCAGUUCCAGAUGAUGCGAUCCAGUCUGUACCAUGAGUUACCUGGUUUGGAUAAGCUGAGUCCGGCCUGUUCUGGCACCAGCACACCACGCAGCAAUGUUCUGGUUUCGCAUGGACCUAUGAGCCCAGAGAGCAUAAAGUUGGUGCACCGACACAGCCCACUGAACUUGCUUGGUUCAGUCCGACACUCAUCAUCCUCUCUGUCGUCCCACACCUCCAGUGAAACAGGAAACCUGGUUAUCCUAACAGACAGUUCUGUGGGGGAGACUGCCGAGGAUAUGUACCACAUGCAGCUUGUUUACCCUAACUCCAGGUACCAAGGCUCAGUCACCAACGUCUCUGUUUUAUCCUCGUCCCAGGCUAGCCCUUCCACCUCAAGCCUGAGCUCUACUCACUCGGCACCAUCCCAGAUGAUUAACUCUGCCCCUUCCAGUGCUCGAGGCUCUCCCUCUCUACCAGAUAAGUACCGCCACUCUCGGGAGAUGAUGAUGUUGCUGCCAGCCCAUCGGGACCGACCUAGCAGCGCCAUGUAUCCUGCCGCUAUCAUGGAAAACGGACAGCCUCCAAAUUUCCAGCGCGCCUUGAUCCAGCAAAUGAUUGGGCCAUGCAAACCUUGCAGUGAUCCCAACCUGUCUGUGGCUGAGAAAGGACACUACUCACUGCACUUUGAUGCCUUCCAUCACCAGCUCAGUGAUGCUCCUCCGGCACUGCCUGCACGAACGUUGCGAAAGUCCCCUCUUCAUCCUAUCCCUGCAUCACCCACCAGUCCACAGUCUGGUCUAGAUGGAAGUAACUCCACUUUAUCAGGCAGUGCCAGCAGUGGUGUCUCUUCCUUGAGCGAGAGUAAUUUUGGACAUUCUUCUGAACCACCUCCUCGCACAGAUACCAUGGAUUCUGUCCCCAGCCAGGCCUGGAACACCGAUGAAGAUCUAGAGACACCCUACCUCCCUGUCAGGUACAGUCUCUCUGAGCCUGAUGUCCUAGAGUCGCUCAAAUCCCAGCCAUGCCGAAGCCACUCUGCUCCAUCUGGAGUCAUUCCUCAGGACACCAUGGACCCUCCUGCUCUACCCCCCAAACCUUACCACUCCCGGCUGCCAAACAUGGAGAACGAGGAGGGGAUGAUAAUUGAAGAUGACGACAAACACCGCCCAUUGCAUCGUAAAGUGUCCCAACCAGUGAGUGGGGGAAAGGAAGAGCAGGCCAGGGUAGCAUGGGAACAUGGCAUCAGUGAGCAGUAG
Balearica regulorum gibbericeps (East African grey crowned-crane) is the source of this 2916-nucleotide messenger RNA. NCBI's taxonomy places the organism in Eukaryota, Metazoa, Chordata, Aves, Gruiformes, Gruidae. The record is from RefSeq and is a predicted model, not a curated record.